Molecule: messenger RNA, 734 nt
Organism: Oncorhynchus tshawytscha (Chinook salmon)
Lineage: Eukaryota; Metazoa; Chordata; Actinopteri; Salmoniformes; Salmonidae
Product: anti-sigma-I factor RsgI2
Exons: 1
Coding region: 345-734 (129 amino acids)
Source: RefSeq, a predicted model, not a curated record
UGGGCGUGGCUCAGCCUAAAGAUACAGGGAACUCUGGGGCUAACCCUAAACACACCCCGAAACCGACCCCUGUCCCGGUUCCUCCCCCUACAUCUACCCCUGCCCUGAAAUCGACCCCUGUCCCAGUUCCUCCCCCUACAUCUACCCCUGCCCUGAAAUCGACCCCUGUCCCGGUUCCUCCCCCUACAUCUACCCCUGCCCCGAAAUCGACCCCUGUCCCGGUUCCUCCCCCUACAUCUACCCCUGCCCUGAAAUCGACCCCUGUCCCGGUUCCUCCCCCUACAUCUACCCCUGCCCUGAAAUCGACCCCUGUCCCGCUUCCUCCCCCUAUAUCUACCCCUGCCAUGAAAUCUGCCCCUGAUCCUACCCCAAUAUCUACCCCUGCCCUUAAACCUACUCCGAAAUCUACCCCUGUAUCUGCCCCUAUACCUGACCCAAAAUGUACCCCAGUUUCUCCCCAUAUCAUUUCCCCUGCCUUGACCCCUGCUCCUGCCCCUGUACCCCUCUCUACUCCCGCCCUACCCUCCACCCCUGCCCCCUCCUCCUCCUCCUCCACUCCCGCCCCUCGAGAGUGGGACCCCCCUACGGAGAGAGAGACCCUGCCCCCCUCCAGCCUCUUCAACCACCCGGCCCACACCACCACCAUUCCCACACGCAAACGCAAGCCCCCGCCACUCAAGAACAAGGUGCACCCCAACCCAGACAGGCAUGUGUCCGGGCACCCCAAACCCUGA